ACGAAUUCGCAUGUCUGAAACAUGUGAACCUCACGGUCGACGCUGCGCUCGUUGAGUCAUUCCAAAAGCGGUCCGCGAUAGAGUUUCGGAGUGCAAGAGCGCAUCGCUGUGCAAAAUCGCUCUGUUGGGUCAAACGAUAUGAUAUGCCGUUGGCCGCGCGUCAUCUCUGCAUUACUCUCAAUGGGGUAUAUUUUCCUGACUCGACCAGCAGCCGUCAGGAUCUUGCUUUGUUUGUAUGCCGAAGUCACGGGCCGCUCAAGACAUGUCCCAAAGCUAUGUCUCGACGAGUGCGAUGGCAUACUGCCGACAGAACAAGCCCGUUCCACGCACGGCUCAGAGUCGUUGGCGCUGCGUUACGGUGACAAGUUCCGAGGCCGCCAUUUCAGGCGUCCGCUCGAUGUCAACAACGCCAGCUAUUCCGUUUCCAGAAUUAUGUGACCAGCCGUUCCGGUAUACUACCGCUGUACUACCAGUAUUACUGCGAUGCAUCGGGAGCGGCAGACCACAACGGUCGAGUUUUUGACAGUCAACCGUCAACACUAUACCGCAAAAAUGUCUCGCCAUCCCGCCAUGGGCGGGCGAUCCUGAGGUAU
Molecule: messenger RNA, 593 nt
Organism: Rhodofomes roseus
Lineage: Eukaryota; Fungi; Basidiomycota; Agaricomycetes; Polyporales; Fomitopsidaceae
Exons: 5
Coding region: 139-438 (99 amino acids)
Source: RefSeq, a predicted model, not a curated record